Molecule: messenger RNA, 4502 nt
Organism: Toxotes jaculatrix (banded archerfish)
Lineage: Eukaryota; Metazoa; Chordata; Actinopteri; Toxotidae
Product: transcription factor COE3-like
Exons: 16
Coding region: 781-2508 (575 amino acids)
Biological process (GO): regulation of transcription by RNA polymerase II
Molecular function (GO): DNA-binding transcription factor activity, RNA polymerase II-specific; RNA polymerase II cis-regulatory region sequence-specific DNA binding
Source: RefSeq, a predicted model, not a curated record
UCUAUCUCCUUCUUCUCUCUCUCUCUCUCUCUCUCUCUCUUUCCUUCACACACACACUCUCUUUCUCUAUCUCUAUCUCUCUUUCUCUCACCUCUCCUCUCCUUAUAUGGUCAGGCCCCACCCCCCGCUGUGAUGUCGUCAGCGGCUCAGAGGAAGACCCGUGGGGUUUUUGGGUUUUGGCGUCCAGUCCUGUGGGGCCACAGGGCUGAGAGUUUCUCCUCCGCUCCUCAUCCCUCCAUCAUCGGCCUGCCUCUCCUCCUCUCUCCUCCUCUCUUUGGGGAAAAGAAAAAAGAUUUGCCGGACCCGGCUCUGUUUUCCCCUCGUUUUCUCGUCCUCUGAGGAUUUUAUUUCUCUUUCUUUUUCCUCCUCCUCCUUCCUUUCCUUCACGCCGGGUUUCAACACGACAGCCAAGACUCUGAAUUUUUUAAAUAAUCUCUAAAAAACUCAGGAUUUUUUCUGAGUAAAAAGUUGAAUUCAAUCUGAAAAAGACAAAAAGUUCUGCAGCAGAAUAAAACUCUUUCUUUUCUCUCUGCUCAAAUCUGCUCUUUUUCUUCCUGUUUCUCCGUCUUCCCUCGUUCCUCCGUACGGCCGGUUUCAGACUUCCAGGUUUCAUCAAGAAACUGUCGACCAGACCACCGAGCGUGCGUCCGUCCUGCAGAGCUGAGCUUUUUUUUCUGUAGGACUUUUCUGUUUUUGCUGCAGGUUUUUUCCUUCGCCUCGUUUUUUUCCUCAUUUCCUUCGUGGUCGUGUGGCGGCGGUCGGAGUGUCGGGGCCCCGGAGAUGUUCGGGAUCCAGGACAACCUGCCCCGCGGGGCCACGGCCAGCAUGAAGGAGGAGCCACUGGCCGUUCGCUCUUGGAUGCACUCGGCCGGUGUGGUGGACGCCAACACGGCCGCUCAGAGCGGGGUGGGGUUAGCUCGUGCUCACUUUGAGAAGCAGCCUCCAUCCAACCUGAGGAAGUCCAACUUCUUCCACUUCGUGCUGGCGCUGUACGACCGGCAGGGCCAGCCGGUCGAGAUCGAACGCACGGCCUACGUUGACUUCGUGGAGAAAGAGAAGGAGCCGACAGGAGAGAAAACCAACAAUGGGAUUCACUACAAACUGCAGCUGCUCUACAGUAACGGAGUGAGAACGGAGCAGGAUCUCUACGUCCGGCUGAUUGACUCCAUGACCAAACAGGCGAUCAUCUAUGAAGGUCAGGACAAGAAUCCAGAGAUGUGCCGAGUUCUGCUGACACACGAGAUCAUGUGCAGUCGCUGCUGUGAUAAGAAGAGCUGUGGAAACCGAAACGAGACGCCGUCAGACCCCGUCAUCAUCGACAGGUUCUUCUUGAAGUUUUUCCUGAAGUGUAACCAGAACUGUCUGAAAAAUGCUGGAAACCCUCGAGACAUGAGGAGGUUUCAGGUGGUGGUGUCUACGACGGUGAACGUGGACGGUCACGUUCUCGCCGUCUCCGAUAACAUGUUCGUGCACAACAACUCCAAACAUGGCCGCCGAGCCCGGAGACUGGACCCAUCUGAAGCAGCCACUCCCUGUAUUAAAGCCAUCAGUCCCAGUGAGGGCUGGACGACGGGGGGAGCCACAGUCAUUCUUAUCGGAGACAACUUCUUUGACGGCCUGCAGGUUGUCUUCGGGACAAUGUUGGUGUGGAGCGAGCUGAUCACCCCUCACGCCAUUCGUGUCCAGACUCCCCCCCGACACAUCCCCGGGGUCGUCGAGGUCACGCUGUCCUACAAAUCCAAACAGUUCUGUAAAGGUGCACCGGGACGUUUCGUCUACACAGCAUUAAACGAGCCCACUAUAGACUACGGCUUCCAGAGGUUACAGAAGGUCAUUCCUCGUCACCCUGGAGACCCUGAGAGACUGCCCAAGGAGGUGCUGUUGAAGAGAGCAGCUGACCUGGUGGAGGCGCUGUACGGGAUGCCUCAUAACAACCAGGAGAUCAUCCUGAAGAGAGCGGCGGACAUCGCUGAAGCUCUCUACAGCGUUCCCAGGAACCACAACCAGAUCCCAUCACUAGGCAACAGCGCCUCCCACAGCAUGAUGGGAGUAAACUCCUUCAGUGGACAGCUGGCCGUCAACGUCUCGGACACAACGCAAGUUGGUUACAGUCGUAACACCAGCAGCGUGUCACCGCGGGGAUACGUCCCAAGCUCCACGCCACAGCAGAGUAACUACGGCAACACCGUGAGCAACAGCAUGAACGGCUACGGCAACACCGGCAUGCCAAACCUCGGCGUGGCAACAUCACCGGGUUUCCUCAACGGGUCAUCUGCCAACUCUCCCUAUGGCAGUAAGUAUCAAGUUGUUCCCUCCAGCCCGACCAUGGCGGUGUCAAACUGUAACUCCUCUCAUGGAGUUUUCUCCUUCUCUGCUGCCGUCAAACAGAAGAGCGCCUUCGCUCCUGUUGUCCGACCGCCUGCUUCACCUCCUCCUCCACCAAACUGCUCCGCCAGCAACGCCAAUGGGCUGCAAGCCAUGUCCGGCCUCGUCGUCCCUCCAAUGUAAGAAUUCCUCCUCCUCGUUCCUCGCGUCUAUCCUCCCCCAUUGGCAGCGAGCACCAAUCACCUCAGAGGAGGAGGGGCCUCAGGCAGCAGUUGACCAGUCAGGAGAGAGUACUGAUCCUGUCCAUCAAAGUUGUCCCUGGAUGGACCCUCUGGUCUUUAAAGAAGAAGAUAAACAGGACUUUUUGUACAGUGGUUUUCUCUGGGUGCUUUCAGCUCUCUGUAAUUAUUCUGAUGUUACACACUGUGUUUGGGGGUGGGGUCUGUUGGUGAAAAAAUGAUGAUGUCACACCUGUGACGUGAGAUCAUUUCCUGUACGUGUGAUGUAAUUCUGGUCGAAGAAACGAGAACAGAUCCAAAUCAGAUCUGAAGAUUUUAACUAUUAAAGGUCCCAGAAAAUGUAAAGACAUCGAACACUUAAAAAAAAAAUGAAAUCUGGUUGCCAUGGACACCAUCGCACUUAGGAGCAGAUAAAGUUGUCUUCCUGUCAGGUGGUAAAUGCCUCAGCAAACACCUGCCCUUUUUAAUCCUGAUGAAACUCAGUGAGGAAGGACAAACAGGACGCUUCCCAUCAUGCAUCAGAUUUCCCAUUUAAAUCCACCUGACUGAGGAUGCCUUCACUUUGGGGGCAGAGAAGAUAAGAGGAGUCCCAAUUAGAAAGAAAGAAAGUGGAAAGAUCCUUCCCUGAGAAUCAAGGUGGAAGGACGCUGCCAAGUUAGGGGACAAGAGAGACAGAAACUCCCUGUCCAGAGACGACAGGGCAGCCUGAGCUCAGCCAGACAGCACUGUGAACCGUAGACAAACCCAGGUUUAAUGGAUUCAGUUUGAUAUUUCUCAGUGUUUCACUCCUCAGACAGUCCACUCUGUAAUCAGCUGCUAACACGUCCUCCAUCUCACCAUCACCACAUGGACACGGACACAGCGUCGUCCCAGCUCAGAUAAAACGGUGCCUGUGAAAACAGGUGGACUUGGUCCUGAUUGGCUGUCCUCACUGAGAAAUCCGUCAAAUGUCUUCAAUCAAAUCUUUGUCUGGGUUUGAAGCCAACGCCACCUGGUGGUUUACCUCUGCUACCGUCAGCCAAUGAGAAUCCAGAACCGUGAUGACUCGGGCCGCACAUGAACUCGGUUGGACGUGAUUUUAUCUGUGAAACAUCACAAAGACAAGGCUUCAAACUCGGAGCCCAGAGAUUUGAAACCGGAAUAAUUCGGGGCUUUUAUGGAUUUUUAUUGAAAACCUGAGCCUUGUUGCUAAACUCCACACAAAGACUUGAGCUGUUGUGAUAAAUCCUCUGAAAGCGCAGUGAAGAAAAAAAGGAAUGAAAAUGAUCUUAACCCCCUUCCCUGGCCCCGCCCCUUCUUCCUUUAGCCCCGCCCCCUCCCGUGUGUGUAUUUAUUUAUUUAUUUUUUGCUCGCACUGUAAAAACAAAUCUUGCAUCCUGAUAGGCUACUGUGACUGUCUGUCUUCUUGUUCAGAGUUGUCUUUUUAAUUAUAGUCCCUCUCACUACUCCCUAAGCCCCGCCUCCAGCACUUGACACCCCCGGUGUUUUCUCUGUCAUAGGCUCAGUAUUAAAACGUCACUGUGGUUGAUCCCCCGCCCCCCGCCCCGCCCCCGACCCCCGUCCCCCGUCCCCCGUCCCCCGUCCCCGACCCCCGUCCCCCGUCCCCGACCCCCGUCCCCGUCACUGAGCUCACCGAGGGAAACUCUGUAACAUACAGAUUAUAAAUAGUGUAUUUAUAUCUCAGACAGUUUUUGUAUAAAUGUCGAGUUAUGUUGUCUUCAUGGGGUUUUAGACGUGUGUGUAUGUGGUGGUGCCACACUGAACAGCUGACCAUUGUUUUGUAUGAAAAUAACUGAACGUUAAUGUCUUCACACAUUUAUAGCACCGUCCAAUCAGCUGCACCCGUUUUGUUUUUUGCUGUUUUUAAUGUAAAUCUGGUUUUAAUGACUGAACUGAAACGAUUUCCUCACAGUGAAUAAAGUCAGCGGGUCGCUCCGA